Metopolophium dirhodum (rose-grain aphid) is the source of this 459-nucleotide messenger RNA. Its product is annotated as hydroxymethylglutaryl-CoA synthase 1-like. The transcript is spliced from 2 exons. The record is from RefSeq and is a predicted model, not a curated record. Gene Ontology annotation, molecular function: hydroxymethylglutaryl-CoA synthase activity. The coding region runs from base 1 to 459 and encodes 152 amino acids. Gene Ontology annotation, biological process: acetyl-CoA metabolic process. Lineage: Eukaryota; Metazoa; Arthropoda; Insecta; Hemiptera; Aphididae.
AUGGAUAACACCCAAGGUAAAUGGCCUGAUCACGUAGGCAUACUGGCCUUAGAGAUAGUAGUACCAUCUACAUAUGUAAACCAGACUGACCUCGAGGUGCACGGUGGUGUAUCUAAAGGCAAGUAUACAAUCGGUCUGGGUCAAGAGCGCAUGGCAUUUUGUUCAGACUGCGAAUAUGUUGUCUCAUUGUGUUUAACUGCAGUAAGUUUGUUAAUGCAGCGUACAAGAACAAGUUAUUCAGAUAUUGGACGACUCGAAGUGGGAACCGAAACACCAGUAGACAAGUCCAAAAGUAUCAAAUCCAUGUUAAUGUGUUUAUUUGACAACUGUAACAAUGUCGAAGGAGUAGAUUCGACCAAUGCUUGUUAUGGGGGCACCGCUGCCCUUUUCAACUCAAUAGCAUGGUUGGAGUCCAGUGCUUGGGAUUGUAUAUACCAAAUAUAUAAUAAAGGAAUUUGA